Linum tenue is the source of this 10443-nucleotide messenger RNA. The record is from the annotation of a GenBank genome assembly. NCBI's taxonomy places the organism in Eukaryota, Viridiplantae, Streptophyta, Magnoliopsida, Malpighiales, Linaceae.
CUCAAUGACCAACCAUACCAUUAAUCCAAGAAAAUUUAAAUACAUGUAGUUAUUUAAAAAUUUGGGUGGUAGUUGUCCACAUGUUAAAUUUUGGGUGGUAUUAUAAGAAAAAUAUUAAAAUAAACGAAAAAAUGGGCUGAGACUUGAGAGCUAGAGACUUCUUAACUAAUCCGUUAGCUUCCCGCGUCGACGAGUCAAUAAUUCCCCUCUCUGGAGUACUUCACCAAAGAGAGGUCAGGAGAGACCGAGAGAGCAACCGAUCCAAAGUCUAGGGCAAAAUCGACUUUCCGAUUUCCUCAGCCUUACCCGAAAUAUCUCCGAGAGCUCGAAUUCGUUAUUCUCUGAACUUUCUCUUGUGUAUGGGGAAACAUCAAUUCCUUUCUCCCACUUGAAGCGAUUUCUUUCCCCCCCAUUUCCCCGCCGAAUCUCUCGAACCACCCCGAGUCCGUCUCUCAUGGCCUUCCGCGACGCAGUCCGCCGGCGACUGGCGUCUCUGCUGCAGCCCUGGCUGGUGGAGGAGCCGGAGAUCGAAGUCGAGCUAGGGAUUAUAAACUCCCGCGUAACUGCCAGGCACCUGAGCUUGGAUGCGUCUUCACUCAAUUCGUACCUCGACGGUUCGUACCGUUUCGCGGUUGCGCAGGUGACCGUGGAGCUGUUCUCUGUGCGUUUCUCCAACUGGUCGGCGCCUGCGUUCGAUUUCGAAGUCCGCGGCCUCAAUGUCGUGUUGUCGGCAGGGCAACCGAAGGAGGAAGAGCGUUCAGUUGGCGGUAGGAGGACGUGGACGAGUGAGGAUGCUGACGAGGAGAAGAAGAAGGAAGUGGCUAGCCACGAUCCUGAGGGCAGUGACUUGCAUGAUUUGCUGGAGAAGAUGUUGAGCACCAGUUGCUCAAGCAGUAGUUUCAAGAAUUCUCUGUUAAAUGUUGUUCUUGCACAUUGCCGUCUUCAGAUGUUCAAUACUAGUCUUGAAGUGCAAUACCCCAGUGUAAAUGAGGCGCCGUUGUGCUUGGCAGAACUUAAAUCAUUAAGUGUGGAGUCAAACUAUUAUGAGGGAUGUUUUGCCAGACGGCUUAUGACUGCAGUUCUUAGACCUCAGAAGGAGACUUCUUUUGUGAUGGACUUUACAGGGUUUGAGGUUGGUUAUAGGCUGAAAGAUCAAUCUGCUCAAGUUGUUUCUUCGGCGGAUCUUCUUGGUUAUGCUAGAUAUAGUGAUCUUCAACUCGUUGACUUCAGUAUCCAUGUUUCAGAAUGGAAUCUGUUACUAUCUCCAAUUGACCUCCCAGUGCUGUUAGUGUUUGUUAAUACUUUCUCAAAAAUAUCCAAGAGGGUUAGAAAUGGUGGACAACUUUGGAGACUAGCUGCAACCAGAUUGCGACGUGUGUCUCCCAAGCUUUCAUUGUACAAUGUAGUGGAAUUUGCUUGUCUGUGGCUACGGUAUCUCAGAAGUUAUGAGUGUUUGUUAUUGAUGGUUCACUAUGCUGAUAAGGGAUCAUUAAAAGUGUUCAUUGGUAAAAUGUGCAAGGAUAAGAAGUUGUUGAAUUCUGUAAAAGAGUUUUGGGGGAUUAUUUCUGAUGUUGAGAAAGAGCUUCCAGCUGAAUAUAUUGCUCAGGCACGGCGGAUAGCUCGAUACAGAGUUGCGAAGAGCAUCAUCCAAGGUCAUGAAGGCAAUUAUAUCUCAUCUAGCAGUGGUCUGGUCAAGAUAUUCUCUAAGGCUUUCAAGGGAUUAGCUGUCAUCUGGAAUAUUAUCUGCAGAAUAUUCCUCUGGACUUUACAGUUUUUUUAUUUGACAAACAUCUUCAUUCAGAAACCAAAAGUUCAUAGUUUGUUAGAAGCCGUGUCUGAAAAUGACAUCCCUGAAGUCUGCUUUCUCAUAGAAUUCGGAAAAAUUUCCAUCUCAUUAUCUCCAAUCUCAGGCUUUGAGAACGAUAAUAAACAAAUAGAGCCACCUGUUGAUAUCUCAACUUCAGAACUCCACUCAUUCUGUCUGUCAAUAGAUGCGUUAGUAUUGUUGUAUCUUAAUGGUACGUUUGAGCAAUCUAUUUUUGUUUCCUGUGGGCAGUUGAAGGUUGAUCCUUCUUACAUAAGCACUAGUUCUUCAGAAGGUCAUGAUCUCGGUCCUGCUAAAGUAAGUAAAAAGGUGCCUCCCGAGUAUGCAAAAUCUGUUCUAUGGAGUGAACCAGCACAAACAUUAGUCUCUGGGCAACCAGGAACUGAUGCUGGAGUUCAAGUGAAAGGCGCCUGUUAUGGACUUCUAAAAGAGAUUAUGGGAGAAAUGUGGCUGGCUUGGGAAAGAACUUGUCUGGAACUUGAUGCUCGUGAUGUUGAUUACUCCGACAACCCUUGGCUUCUUUGUCAAGUAAAAAACUGUCUGAUGGUUCCAGACCUGAAUACUCCAGAUUUUCAGUGCAGUAAAUGCUGCAUGUCACUUGGUAAACUAACUCUGUCUCUGGGGUAUCAAUCAGUGCUAUCAGCUCUGAUUUUGUGCUACCAAAUAGAACAGGCUCUUAGCUUGGCAAACCAUGGUCAGAGUGUAAGUGCCUCAUCACAAGCCACCACAGUCCAGGAGCUUCCAGAUUCUGAACUUGGAAUCAAAUAUGACUUAUAUGUUGGUGAAAUGAAGAAAACUUUCCUCAAAAUGAUCCCAAAGAAACAAGUUCAGCUUGGAUUAUUCAUUACUGGGAUUGACAUUGAAAUUUUGUCAAGUCAGGCUGGUUUUCCUUGCGAGAGUAAACAUCUGAAUGGUGUAAUUGGUCAAGACGGCUUUCAUCUAGAGCUUGAUAUAUGUAGUAUCGAGGUUGCUGUCUGGCCAUCUUCUAAAUUCGACAUAGGGUUGGCCAAGUUCCCAGGAUCUCAUGAUCUAGAGCCAAGGGGCUCACGGUUGAGGGAUACUGAGGCAAUAGAAAUUCCUGGGACGGAGAAUGAAAAGUAUGCCUCUCAAGGUUGUGUUUCCCUGGGUUCUUACAUGAAAGUUAAUGGUUUGAACUUCACUAUUGGAGAAAUGAAGGGAAGAAAAGAUUAUGGAUUUCUUAUACUGAAGCCAAUAACUCUCCAGUUAUCAUUAUUCAGGGAGUGUGUUCAUUCUUUUGGCAGCACCGUUGUUGCUUUUUCUGUGGCUUUACAUGUGGAAGCUACAGGGCUCUCUAUCUUUUCAUGCAUGGAUGAGGUGGAAGAUCUGUUGCAGGUUGUAGCAGGUCUGGUUUCUGAAGUUCCUACUGCGUUUGGUAACUUUGACUUGGUUGGUCGUUCACCUCAAACUUAUAUGAGGCACAAUGUGAUGUUUGAAGAAGCUGAUACUGAUGAUACAAAUGUAAAAGGAGCACCUUUGAUUGACAAGAGUCUUAUGUUCAAAAUUACGAGCUCCUUUGCUUUCAGAGAAAUGGGUAUGAUUCUUCAAAAAGCGCGGAUACAUGAUGGGGUCGAAGGUUAUAUCAAAAUUGAGGAUGCGUUUGUUAGUGAAGAAAAAUCAGGGAUUCCUGAUCUGAGCAGUUAUGGAAUUGGGAUGUUUUCUCGUCAAAGUAAUCUGGAAAUAUCCUGUGAAGAAAGGAAACUGGAAGUUCACUGUCAUUUGGCAGGAGUCCAUUCUGUAAUUUUCAGAUCUGCAGAUUCCACUGAAAGUUCUUUUAGUUAUUCUGCAAGUUACAAUUUGCUGCAACAAUCUCAUGAUUGCAUGCAUGAGCUAUCUCUUCCAAAUUGCAACAUUUCUUUAUGGCUGGGUCAAAGACAUGUACUAGAUGACUCCCUUGUUCUUUCUUCUUCUGGAGGGCCAAGUAUCGAUGAGGGUUCUCAUUCUCUGGGUGAAGCUGAGACAUUAAGUGUCCCCUCCUGCUCAGCAUCUGAAAGUUCUGGUUUUGCUUCACCAAGCACAGAUCAAUCGGCAAGUUAUAGUGUUAUUAUAAAUGUUGAACUGGAUUUACUUUCCGUCUCAAGAUGUUCUGCAAAAAAGCUAGUCAUAGCUCAUCAGUAUAAUAAACUUACAUCCUUGAUUUUGGUUGGUGGAGAUCUUCAGACUAUCUCUUGGGAUAUACAGGUACCAGUUUCCAAAACAAAGCUUUUGAGAAUGGCACAUUAUGCUAUUGAGCAGGGUGGUCCUUUGUUCAUUGAAGUUACGGCUCUUUCACUGUUGGCUAGAUGUUCUGCUUCAUCCCUUCGGCGCAUAACAGAUAUUGUAUCUAUAUUAAACACAUCGUUUGAACACACAGAACGUAACAAAAGGCGGGUCCAAGAAACCACGGGUACACCUCAACAGACAAAAUGGGAGCUACCUAAAGCUUCAACCUUGAAUGUAUCGCAGCUUUCUCUUGUUCUUGCUGUUGAAGAUGACUCUGGUUGCUUUCAGGAACUAGUGAUCGGAGUUGACAUUCAUGUGAAACUUCAGUCAAACGACAUACUGACAGAACUGGUGUUCGAAGUUUCUCGCAUGUCAAUCUUUUCCCAGAUCGCCGGAGAACAAUUUAAAACUGGAAAUCGAACACCACAUUUUUCUUCCAUAGAGUCAAAUGGAUCAUCUUCUCGUCCUUAUGGAAAUCCUGCUGUGACUUCGUCGGGCAUCGGCUCGAAUCAUAUAAAUCACCAAAAUGACAUAUUGAAGCAUUUGGUUGUAUCUGUUACAGCAGAGAAGCAAAAGAACGGUCCUGCAAACUUAUCUGAGGUUUGGGCUGGCCAAGGUUCAAUCUCAGGUUUUGAUAUGACUGUAUCACUAUCCGAAAUUCAGUUGAUUUCUUCUAUGCUUUCAUCCUUUUCUGCUACACCCCAUGAAGAGGCAGCUCAUGAGUCAACAAAAAAGCGCUGGUUCACUGAUGAUGGCAGCGACAGAGAAACAGGAGUUAUGGUUCCGGAUGGCGCAAUAGUUUCAAUUCAAGAUGUACAUCAGCACAUGUAUUUUGCAGUGGAAGAAGGGGAAAAUAAGUAUAACAUGAUUGGUGCAAUUCAUUAUUCUCUUGCCGGAGGGAGAGCUCUUUUCAGGGUCAAGCACCAUGUGCAAAGAAUAUGGAAAUCAUCCAUCGUAUGGUUCUCGUUGAUAUCCUUGCAUGCCAAGAAUCACGAUGGGGAACCAUUUCGAUUGAGCUACCGCCCAGGUUCAAGUUUUGUUGAUAUCUCUAGCACAAGUGAGAAUGCAGGGUCACUCUGGAGAAUUAUCUCUCGUGAACCCGAAAGCUCUAAGGAUGGGAUCGAUUGGGAACCAUAUAACAAGCUGGUGAAGAAUACAUUUUACCUGGUCAACAAAAAGAACGAUUGUGCUGUUGCCUUUGUUCGUGAUGUACCAGAGUUUGUGAGGAAGCCCGGAAAUCCUUUCAAGUUUAAAGUUUUCCAUGAUGUUGCAAUGGUUCAUGAUGUUGCAACAUCACAUAGUUACCCUAUGGAGUCAUCAGGCUCUGGAGUUAAUGGAGUACCUGCUGUCCGUCAUGAUCAAAGACAAAGUUCCGCGCAGAGCGAGAGUCUUCCAUGCAUUCAAAUAAGAAUCAACAGUGUCAGCUUGACCAUUGUUCAUGAACUUUUAGAUUCCAAGGACAGGUCUCCUUUGCUUCGCUGUUGCAUCAACAAUGCCAAACUCAAUGUUCAAGUUCUGUCUAGUAAAACCAGAGUUAUGAGCACAUCAACUGCCUCAGUUUCUUAUUUUGAUUCUCAAAGAAGUGAAUGGAGUGAAUUUGCUCAUCCAGUUGAUAUAUGCACAUUUUACCGUUCAAGAGUGGAUUCAAGAACUGACCGACGAAGGCUACCUGUGGACAUCUAUUGCAGAACUAACGAGGUGCAUAUUUCUCUAAGUGAGCUUGCACUGGAUGUACUUUUAUUCGUGAUUGGGAAACUAGAUUUGGCUGGUCCAUUCGCUGUGAGGAGCUCGAAGAUUCUGUCUAAUUGCUGUAAGGUGGAUAACCAGUCAGGUUUAGAACUUAUAUGUCAUCUCGGUGAAGACAGAAGUAUCAAAGUUAUCAGAGGACAAUCUGCUUCCAUAUUUUUGAGGUAUAAUACAUCUGCAAACCAGCUAGUGGAGAAAGUGUCAGCUAUCAGUAUUCAACUUUCUAACAGUGCAUCUUGGGCCACAUCAUCUGUCCAUCUUUCUCUUGUGAAAUCUCAAAUAGUAGCUUGGAGAACAAGAAUCAUGUCACCUCAAGAUUCAAGAACUUAUCCCGGGCCAUUCGUUGUGGUUGACAUUUCAAGAAGAUCAGAGGAUGGUCUGAAGAUUGUGGUGUCUCCAAUGGUAAGAAUACAUAAUGAAACUGGAUUCCCCCUGGAACUACGAUUUAGGCGGCCUCAAGAAAAUGAAGAUGUCUUUGCUUCAGUAUUCCUUCAAAAGGGGGAUGCAAUUGAUGAUACGUUGGCAACAUUUGAUGCCAUAAGCUCAUCUGGUGGGCUGAAGAAGACAUUAAUGUCAUUAAGCGUUGGUAACUUCUUAUUUGCAUUCAGGCCUGAAGUUCCAGAUGGCUCUAUCAAUUCCAUGAGUCCGGUCUCUGCCGAAUGGUCAGAUGACUUUAAAGGUGGAAAAGCUGUUCGUCUGUCCGGGAUUUUUGACAAACUAGGCUAUAAAGUUCGCAAGGCCCUAUCUGUUGAAUCAAUGAAAUGUUCCUUCAGCACUGCGUAUUGCAGUCUCAAAUCUGAAGAUGCACAUAUCAUUGACUUGCAUUUCUUAAUUCAGAAUAUUGGACGAGAUAUACCCAUUGCACAACCAGACACAAAUCAUGAUGGUUCGGAAAGUAGAAAUUCGGCAGUAGCAUUACGAGAGCAAAGGGAAAUAUUUAUACUUCCUACAGUUCGGGUGUCAAAUUUGUUGGAUUCUGAUAUCCAGGUCCUUCUAACUGAGACAGAUGUAUAUACCUCCAUCUCUAGUGUGAAUAUUGGGAAGCAAGCAACUGUAUCAUCAGGAUCAACAGUCGACUUUUAUGCUAAUCCUGCCAUAAUAUACUUUACUGUUACCCUAGCUGCUUUUGGUUCAACCUCCAAACCUGUGAACAGUGGUGAUUGGGUCAAAAAGUUACGUAAGAACAAAACUGAUGUACCCUGCUUGGACAUUGAUCUGGAUUUUGGUGGUGGGAAGUAUUUCGCAUCUCUUAGAUUAUCCCGCGGGCCCAGAGGUGUACUGGAGUAUUCGCAGGCUGCUAUCUUCACUCCAUAUUCCUUGAAGAAUGAGACAGAGUUUUCCUUAUUCUUUUUUGCUCCUAACCAGAAGACCUUAUCGAGGAGUGAACUUGAGACGUCUGCCUCUAACAUUCCUCCAGACGUCGGAUUAUUUUUGCCUCCAAAAUCAAUUAGCUCAUGCUUUUUAAGAUCUCACAAGAUGCAGCUCAUAGUCCUACAGCACCACCAAUCAAAGGCAUUGCUAGACUUGGAUGCUUUGUCUGCCCUCACAGAGAUAAGCUUGAAAAUAGAAGAGGAGUCUAGAGUUAAAUACAUUGUGAAGUUGGGGGUGUUAGUGGGACCUUCUUUAAGUAAGGUGGUUGUCCCGUCUCAGAUGGUAACUCUGGUCCCAAGACAUGUGGUGUUUAACGAGUCGAGUGAAAGUAUUACCAUCCGUCAAUGUUAUUUGGAGGAUGAAACAACAGGAAUAGUUUCCAUUGGCAGUAAGCAAAGAAAAGCAUUGCUACUGCAGAGUGGCAUUGCUAAGAGCAAGGAACUCAAUUCGUUUGAAAAUUUCAUCAGAAGACAUAAAAAUGACGUCGAGACGUCACUACUGUAUGUCCAGUUUCGAUUGGAUAAGUCUGGAUCUUCUUGGUCAGGCCCAGUGUGUAUUGCUUCAUUGGGACGCUUCUUUGUGAAAUUUAGAAAAGAACCUGACCAAGUGCAAUUGGUAGACAAUAGUACAACAGAAUUUGCUGCAGUGUUUGUUGCCGAAGAAGGUUCUGUUCUUGGUGUGCACUUCCACAAACCACCAAAUAUUGGUCUCCCGUAUAGGAUUGAGAACCACUUGCAUGAUACGUCUAUAACAUAUUAUCAAAAGGAUUCAGCGGAGAGGGAGGUGCUUGGAUCUAAUAGUAGUGCUUUUUAUGUCUGGGACGAUUUGACUCUUUCGCACAAACUGGUUGUUUUAGUCAAUGGUAUGCAUCUAUUACGGGAGAUUAACCUUGAUAAGGUACGAACCUGGAAACCUUUCACAAAGCUGACUCCACUCAGAAGCCUUGCCUCUCAUUCACAUUUGGAGGGAAAAGCGGACCAGAAAUCUAGUCAGUUGAAUACCAUAGCCGUUGUGAGGAUAGGAUAUGAAGUGUACGCAGAGGGUGCUACACGAGUUUUAAGGAUCUGUGAGUUCUCUGAUAGCCAUAAAGGAGACCGAUCAUCUCAGUCUAGCGCAAGAAUUCAAUUAAGACUUGCUGAGCUUGCUGUUCGCUUUCUUGAGCAAGGAAAAGAGGAUUCGGAUGAUAAUGAGGAAUUGCAUUACAGCCCCUUGGCUGUUGCAAGAUUGGGAAACGUUGACUUGGAUUCAGUAAUCACCGAUGAACAGAAGUAUAACCUAGUCACGAUCCAGUCAUUAACUGUGGACAAUAAGUGGGCAGAUGCUCCUUUCGCAGCGAUGCUUCGGAGACAUCAACUAGAAUCGAAUGACUCAGAUUUUCCUGUACUGAAAGUUUUCUUCGUCCCUCUUUCAAUCAGCUCUAAAGUAACCCAAGUUAAAUACUCAUCAAUCAUCCUCCAGCCAAUCGAUUUGAACAUAGAUGAGGAGACAUUGAUGAGAUUCGCCUCAUUCUGGAGAUCUUCUCUCAGUGACUCAACUGCUCCAAGUCGGCAGUAUUACUUCGACUAUUUUGAGAUCCACCCUGUGAAGAUAAUUGCAAACUUCCUUCCCGGCGACUCUUAUUCGAGUUACAGCUCAACACAGGAGACUCUAAGAUCACUAAUCCAUAGUGUUGUGAAGGUUCCCACCAUAAAAAAUAUGGUUGUAGAACUUAACGGGGUUCUGGUCACUCAUGCUUUGAUAACCAUGCGAGAACUAUUCAUCAAAUGUGCCCAACACUAUUCUUGGUAUGCUAUGAGGGCCAUCUAUAUUGCCAAGGGAAGCCCCUUGCUCCCUCCAGCCUUUGCAUCUAUAUUUGAUGACAUGGCCUCGUCUUCUCUUGAUGUCUUCUUCGAUCCUUCUCGUGGACUAGUCAGUCUUCCAGGAUUGACUUUAGGUACCUUCAAAUUCAUCAGUAAUUGCAUUGAUGGCAGAGGGUUCUCAGGGACAAAGCGGUACUUUGGUGAUUUGGGCAAAACGUUGAGGACAUUGGGGUCAAAUGUGCUGUUUGUUGCUGUUACUGAAGUAUCCGAUUCUGUCCUGAAGGGAGCAGAAACAACCGGUUUUGAUGGAAUGGUCCGCGGCUUUCGCCAAGGCAUUCUAAAUUUGGCCAUGGAACCAUCGGUGAUUGGGACAGCCGUCAUGGUUGGUGGCCCGGAUAGAAAGAUUAAACUCGAUCGCAGCCCAGGUGUCGACGAGCUCUACAUUGAAGGAUAUCUGCAAGCGAUGCUGGAUUCAAUGUAUAAGCAAGAGUACCUUAGAGUCAGAGUCAUUGAUGAUCAGGUUAUCCUUAAGAACCUACCCCCAAACAGCUCCCUCAUAGACGAAAUCAUGGACCGUGUCAAGGCCUUCCUCGUAAGCAAGGCACUGUUGAAAGGCGACGCGUCCUCUUCUUCUCGCCCCUUCCGCAAUCUCCGAGGAGAAAACGACUGGAAGAUCGGGCCGACUGUCUUGACCCUCUGCGAGCACUUGUUCGUCAGCUUUGCAAUCCGCGCUCUGAGAAAGCAGACCGUGAAAGUGUCCGGUAAAGUGCUGGCCAAUAUCAAGUGGAAGAACGAAGAAACAGCAGCAACAGGAGAGGAAGUGGGAGAAGAUGGCAGCAGCAAUGCUAUAGUCCCAGCACUUGACGGCGGGAAGAUGAGGUUCGUCUGGCAAUGGGGCGUCGGCAAGUUCGUUCUGUCGGGUAUCCUGGCGUACAUCGACGGAAGAUUGUGUCGCCGGAUUCCUAAUCCGAUUGCUCGCCGGAUCGUUGGCGGCUACUUGCUGAGCUUUCUGGACAAGGACGAAAACGACAAGUAACAAUUGGGACUGAAAGAAAGGUAAUGGUAAUGAAUGUAACAGUGGACUGGUCAAACGCUACACGUUUGCGAAUUGCGACGCCCACAGCUGCCUAUUAUCCGAGAAAAGCCUGAAAUCGUUGGGACUUUGGUGUAUAGCUUUUGGAGGUUGGUUCUGUCCAAUACCAAGUUCGACUGUUUAGAUACUGUCAUAUAUGUCUAUAGUAAUGGCUAUACUGUCAUAUAUGUUGCUCAAAUAACAAACUUCUUGGUCUUGAUAUAAUGAAAAACUUCUAGUAGGAUGUCUAUGUUAGUCGAAAUUGUUUUAGAUGGAUGUAAAAUUGAGCGAGAACACACAAGCUUUGAAGUCUCGAGAAAAAAUUAUAACGUCAGAGCGAUCUAAAUGAUCGAAAUGAUGUAUGAAGGAUAGAAAUGAUCGAAAUGGUGAAGUGAUAGCAUAUAAUUAGG